AAUUUAAUUUGACUUAUUAGGGUUUACAAAACAACAAUAGAAGCUGAGCCUUAAAAUUCCCAAAAAUCAAUAUACGAUGUUACCUGAAGAAGACAAACCUAGCGACGAGAACGGAAUAAAAUCCGGCACCGGCGGCGACGUAUCUCAUUCUCCGGCAGGAAGUGGUAACAAAGAAGAACUGAUGACGAUGUCGAUGAAACCAGCAAAAAGGGAGGAUGAAGAUGACGUGGCAGAGGAUGACGACGACGAUGACGUGGCAGACGAAAGAAUAAAAAAGAAGAAAUCUUUUUCAUUUUUGUUGCAGGGGAAUGGGGGGAAUAGUAAUAGUAAUGAAGAAGAAGAUGAAUGUGGGACCGAAGAAGAACAAGCUUUGUUUAUAAAAGAACUUGAAGCUUUUCAUAAACAGAGGGGUUUGGAUUUUAGACCUCCUAAGUUUUAUGGAGAAUAUUUAAAUUUACUUAGGUUAUGGAGAUCGGUUAUAAGGCUCGGUGGCUACGAUUAUGUGACCUCAUGCAAGGUGUGGCGAACAAUAGGAGAUGCUUUUAAACCCCCGAAGACAUGUACUACUGUCUCAUGGACAUUCCGGUGUUUUUAUGAGAAGGCAUUGCUUGAAUACGAGAGAUAUAAGAUGAGCAUGGGGGAGCUGCCUUUUAAUGAUGCUUCUUGUGCAGAACCCGUUUCUAGUGAAAAACUGAUCAGUCAAAUUCAAACUACUGGAUCAGGAAGGGCCAGGCGAGAUGCAGCGGCUCGAGCAAUGCAGGGUUGGCAUUCUCAGCGUCUUCUUGGUAAUGGCGAGGUUGGGGAUCCAAUCAUCAAGGAUAAGACUUCAAGUUCAAUGAUGAAGAGAGACAAGCAAAGCAUUGGUUUACUGAAGCGUAAGAAGCCAUCUCCAGUUGAACGUGCUGUUAAAGUUGCACGCAUGAAAGCUUUAUUACCACAAUUGGACAACACGGUUGUGGAUGUUGGCCCCCCUGCUGAUUGGGUGAAGAUUAAUGUGCAGAGAACUAAGGAUUGCUUUGAGGUGUAUGCUUUGGUUCCUGGGCUUUUGCGUGAAGAGGUUCGGGUACAAUCUGAUCCAGCUGGUCGCCUGGUUAUAUCUGGUCAACCAGAGCAGCUUGACAAUCCUUGGGGUGUUUCUUCCUUUAAAAAGGUUGUGAGUCUGCCUUCAAGAAUUGAUCCUCAUCAAACCUCAGCUGUUGUAACUCUGCAUGGUCAAUUGUUCGUGAGGGUGCCGUUUGAGCAGUCAAGCCUUUAGAAUGACGUCAGUUUUUUCUUAAUCCCUUACAGAUUUAGAAAAUGUGCAGAAGGUUUUAGCAGUAGAAGUUGUAGCUGUGCAGUCUAUGUUUCUAGUACUAUAUUAGUGAGGUUUAAACUUAUAAAGCAUGAAAUUAUGUAGCUAUAUCUCAUACUUUUGUGGUUUUGUUGUAUCUGGCUUUGAAUGUGAUGCAAAAACUUGGUAGAGACCAUUACCAAACUCAAUACAUUCAGCCACAAACACUUUCUAACAUGAAUAGAAGAUUCCAAAACAAACAAGCAAAGAAACAUUUGGAACAA
Erigeron canadensis is the source of this 1554-nucleotide messenger RNA. Its product is annotated as AT-rich interactive domain-containing protein 5-like. Gene Ontology annotation, cellular component: nucleus. Gene Ontology annotation, biological process: regulation of transcription by RNA polymerase II. The transcript has 12 exons. The record is from RefSeq and is a predicted model, not a curated record. The coding region runs from base 77 to 1255 and encodes 392 amino acids. NCBI's taxonomy places the organism in Eukaryota, Viridiplantae, Streptophyta, Magnoliopsida, Asterales, Asteraceae. Gene Ontology annotation, molecular function: DNA binding.